CGCCUCAGCGUUCGGGGUUGUUCCUGGGCCGCCAGCCUCGCGUGGUCUGGUCUGGGGCGCUGCGUCCGUCGGCUCUAGGAAGUUACGCAGCCUGCGGCGGUAAGACCCUGCCCGCGGAGGCCUUGGCUGCGCCGGAGGGAACCGCAGCAUCCAGGGGACGACAUGCCAACUGCCAAGCAACUAGCUGACAUUGGCUACAAGACCUUCUCCACCUCCAUGAUGCUCCUGACUGUGUAUGGGGGCUACCUCUGCAGUGCCCGAGCCUACCGCUAUUUCCAACGGCGCAGCUCCCAGCGCCAGGCUGCAGAAGAACAGAAGACCUCAGGAGUCCUGUAGAACUGGAGGGCUUUUUCCCGUGAGCAGAGGCUUGAGGCAUGCUGUGGAAAAACCUCACCUGUAAUCAUUUCCAAUUCAAGAAGACUAGGGCCUUAAUGGUUUUCAAGCCCUGCUGGGAAAAUGUGCCUAUGUUUUCUCUGGUACUGCCAGCUUGGGGAGGCUGUGAAUCAUAAUAGGAAUGGGAGGGUGAGGCACACCUACAGGCAUUAAAUAUUUUGCCAUGUCUGUG
This is a messenger RNA of Diceros bicornis minor, 565 nucleotides long. Its product is annotated as cytochrome c oxidase assembly protein COX14. The transcript has 2 exons. The record is from RefSeq and is a predicted model, not a curated record. The coding region runs from base 163 to 336 and encodes 57 amino acids. Gene Ontology annotation, cellular component: mitochondrion. Gene Ontology annotation, biological process: mitochondrial respiratory chain complex IV assembly. Lineage: Eukaryota; Metazoa; Chordata; Mammalia; Perissodactyla; Rhinocerotidae.